This is a messenger RNA of Frieseomelitta varia, 4693 nucleotides long. RefSeq names its product serine/threonine-protein kinase Pak (gene Pak). The record is from RefSeq and is a predicted model, not a curated record. Bases 1244 to 3004 code for a protein of 586 amino acids. Gene Ontology annotation, biological process: regulation of axonogenesis; regulation of MAPK cascade; intracellular signal transduction. NCBI's taxonomy places the organism in Eukaryota, Metazoa, Arthropoda, Insecta, Hymenoptera, Apidae. Gene Ontology annotation, cellular component: cytoplasm. The transcript has 10 exons. Gene Ontology annotation, molecular function: ATP binding; protein serine/threonine kinase activity.
GAAUAUAUAUAUAUAUAUAUAUGUUCACGUACUAAUGAUCAAACCUUGCAAGUGUAUGGUGGGAAGGAAAGAGAACGAGGCAAAUGGAAAAAGUGGAAAAGAGGGAAGGAAAGGGAAAGGAAAAGAGCGAGAUGCGAGGAGAGAGGGAGUGAACGGUGUUCCGGUGGAGGCGCUGUACAGUGGCAGGAGAACCGCGGCGGCGGCGGUGAUUCACAGACUUUCUUAUCAACGUCGAAAACGCCGUGCACGGGAGCAGGAAGAGGGACUUGGGCCGACAUCGGGCGUCGGAUCGGUACGCGCGAAAUGAGGUACCAUUGAUAAGAUUUGGAGCGCCGCGUGGUUCCGCCUCCGCCGUGCCCGAAACGCGGCACAUCACGGACGUGUGGAUAAAGCGGCGCCAUAUAUAUACAUAGAGCCACACGAUAUACACAAUCGUAUUUUUCUUUUUCCCUUCUUUCGCGAGCGUAAGAGACUGACGGUGAAAACAGGGAGGAGUGAAAACCGCUCUGGGAACGAAGGAGCGAUCGCGACACGAAAGGAGAUCCAGACAGAUAGAGGGAGAACGGAAGAAAGAGUAAGAGAGAGUGAUAGAGGGAGUGAGGGAGAGAGAGAAAGAGAGAAAGAGAGAGAAUUAGUGAGAUCCGUGGAUGCGGCGCGGUGUCUGCAUCCGUGCGUGAAUCACGCUUUGGAGGUGCCUGUCUGUCCCUCGUCUUCGAGCACACCCCAUAUUCACGACAUUGACCCGUUCGAGGACGCUGCUGUUCCCCGCGGACAUCGAGCAACACCUCGAGCAAACACCUUUUCGAAACUGUCACCCACGAGGAGGGGCAUCGUUUUUUUUUCUUUUGCCCGUCGUUUUGUUUCACGUCCUCUCACCGGCUCAUCUAGGAGUCCGUGCACGUACGUGUACGUCCGUACCCGUGAUACGGAGCCGGUGUUCCAAACGUCGUCGAUUCGAUAACGUUCGUCGAAUUCAAGAGGACAAAGUUUCCUUCUCGAGUAACGGGCGAGUGAAUGGAUCCUCGUGUCUUAUGUUUUCAACAGACAGAGCUGGUGUUCUCGUCGACGUAACGAACCCUCUGUGCACUGUGAUCCAAGCUCUUGAUCCAUUGGAAGUCGCAAGAACAACUGGGUGCUCUCAGGACCCAGGAGCUGGUAGCAUUGAACAGAAACCUCGAACGUAACUGUGGAAACGCAGCAACGUAAGGUAGAUUGGCAACAAAGGAACAAAAGUAGAAACAACAUGUCAGAUGAAGAGGACAAACCUCCUGCACCUCCUGUGCGACUUACGUCGAAUAGAGGUGAAUCAACACCUAAUUUACCGGUGGAUAUGCGUCCACUACCUAAAGAACCUGAUUCUGAUGAACGUAAGAAAAAAACAUUGAAAAGCAAAAUGAAGGUAAAAGAAAAUAAGGACAAACCCAACAUCAGUUAUCCCACCAACUUUGAACAUACCGUACAUGUUGGAUUUGAUGCUGUUACUGGAGAAUUUACGCUGCCAUUGAAAGGGAUGCCAGAAGCAUGGGCAAGGUUGCUUAUGUCUAGUAAUAUUAGUAAACAAGAACAGAAGAAAAAUCCACAGGCUGUAUUAGAUGUUUUGAAUUGGUAUGAUAGUAGCAGUAAAGAAACGAAAGGUUCCAAAUAUAUGACAACUACAAAAAUGGUUGGGGUAGUUGCACCUAUUGAGAGAGCAAGUAGUCCUAGAAGCAUGGGCAUAGGUGUCGGAACUGGAGUAGGAAACAUUCGUGGUCAAGCAAUGUCACAAGCUUCUGGAAGUUCUCAUUCUCAACAUUCACUCAGCAGAGUGAGUAGUAGUAGUCCGAGUAGUACCCCAACAGACGCUUGCGCGACUAGUUCUGAACAAGAAGAUGAACCGCCGCCACCACCUAUUUCUGCUAGACCAGAACGUACGAAAUCAAUUUAUACAAAACCAAUAGAAGAAGAACCACCGCCUCCAUUAACUACUACGUUAGGAUCACCUCAACGAAAUGGAACGCCGCAGCAGUCACACCAAUCUCAAUUGGAUAGAAAUAAAAAUCAAGCGACUCCUACAUCAACGACAACAGAUCAAACGAGACCAGCACAAACUGACAAAGCUAGAAAGAAAAAAAUGUCAGAUGACGAAAUAUUAGAAAAAUUAAGAACAAUUGUAAGUGUGGGUGAUCCAAAUAGGAAAUACACGAAAAUGGAAAAAAUAGGACAAGGUGCUUCGGGAACAGUGUACACAGCAAUUGAAACAUCAACAGGUAUGGAAGUUGCAAUAAAACAGAUGAAUCUUUCACAACAACCAAAGAAGGAGUUAAUAAUAAACGAAAUAUUGGUUAUGCGGGAGAAUAAGCAUCCAAAUGUUGUAAAUUAUUUGGAUAGUUACCUCGUAGGAGAAGAAUUGUGGGUAGUUAUGGAAUAUUUGCCUGGUGGUAGUUUGACAGAUGUUGUAACUGAGACUUGUAUGGAUGAGGGUCAAAUAGCAGCAGUGUGUAGAGAGGUCCUACAAGCUUUGGAGUUCCUUCAUUGUAAUCAAGUUAUACACAGGGAUAUUAAAUCUGAUAAUAUCCUGCUCGGGCUAGAUGGUGGAGUGAAACUAACAGAUUUUGGAUUUUGUGCACAAAUUUCGCCAGAACAAAGCAAGCGAACUACAAUGGUUGGUACACCAUAUUGGAUGGCGCCAGAAGUAGUUACAAGAAAACAAUAUGGUCCAAAGGUUGAUAUCUGGUCGUUGGGUAUAAUGGCUAUUGAAAUGAUAGAAGGAGAACCGCCAUAUUUAAACGAAAAUCCAUUAAGAGCAUUAUAUUUGAUUGCAACAAAUGGAAAACCUGAAAUUAAAGAAAAGGAUAAAUUGUCCGGAAUUUUCCAAGAUUUUUUGGAUCAGUGUUUAGAGGUUGAAGUGGAGAAACGAUCAGCAGCUUCAGAAUUACUCAAGCAUCCUUUUCUGAAAUUAGCAAGGCCACUUGCUUCUUUAACACCUUUAAUAAUGGCAGCGAAGGAAGCUGCCAAAGGUAAUUAAAAGAGUGGUAUUUAUGAUCAUACGACGUGAUCAUAAAAAUAUAAUUUUGCAAGAAAAAUAAUGAAUCACCCUCCCAAAAUGGAACGGCACAAUAAUUCAAUAAUAUAUAAUAAAUAAUGAAUAAACAUAUAUAAAUAUAUAAAUAUAUAAAUAAAUAUAUAUAUAGGUCAUAGAUAGAUAGAACUUAUCCGAUACUGAAAAGUAUCGAGAAAUGGUUUCAAAGUUUUUAAAUUGCUCGAUUCUCGCAUGUUGCGAGGAAAUAAAGUUAAAUCAGAAGAACUGUGAACGAUCUGACGGCAGAAAUCUUGUAUUCCUCGAUGGGUAUUUAUUAGUUGCUAAGAGUUCGACAUUUUAUUGAAAUAGUCUUCAAAAUAAAAGAUAAACUGUAUGUGUGGGUUGUUGCCUGAUGAACUCUUGUACUAAUAUUGAACUAUCAUCGAGGAUUUUCAAGCGACUGUCAGUUAUUUUCUAAAGAUAUAAAAACUAGUAUUACUGACUCUAAAAUUGAAGAUCAGAGUUAGCUACAAACAUACAUUAUUUAUAGCAAGAACCUUAUUAGAUAAUACCAUAAACAAAUGUGAACAAGUACAUAGGACCUAUUCUAAUAUAUUAUUAUUGUUUAACAAGAAAUCAUAGAAGAAGAAAAUUGGUCUUCGUGUUAGACUUAUAUUUUUUGAACGAAGUUAUGGAGAACAGAGCAAUAUGUUUUCAAUCUUUGGUCUGUCAGUAUGACGUAGAUGUAUAAGCGAUAGCCUAACUUGUUUUAAACGUUCUCAAGAAUCACGUUCUUGUCAUUGGAUAUUAGCAAACUUCAUUAUGUUAUAUUAAAUUGAAGUUUUAAUAGACUUUUUUUUUUAUAUAUAUAUAUUUGGACAUUGCAGUUUUUGCAUUAUGUUGAUGUGUAUAUAGUAUAGAAAAUUAAUUUCAUAUAUAAUGAAAUUUACCAUAAAUUUAAUACAUGCGAUCCUUAUUUAAUGCUAUUAUUCAUUUAUAAUUGUAAGAUAAAAUAUAAGUACUUUUUCUCAUUUGCAUCGCUAACAAGACACGUUGGGAUAUUGACCUUGUUACUAAAAUAUAGAUGUAAGAACAUCUUUCUAUGGACGAAUGUCUAGUUACGUGUGUUCUUCAAUACAGGUCAAACAUAAAUUAUCUUUAACGUGUCUUACAAGAAGUGAACGGAUGAUCGACGAAAUUUUAAAACAAGGUUCAGAUAUAGGAACAUUUUGUGACACUAUAAAGUGCCUGUCUUGUCAUGUUUAGAGACGUGAAAAACUCGCGCUAGAUUCCUUAUAAUCUUGAACCAUCAACAGAAUAAUUUCUUAUUUUGUUUAAUGCAAAUGACGACAUACAGAUCGAUAAAAAUAUAUAAAUUUAUGUUGACGAUUAUAUACGACAAGGUUUCUAAAUGGUUGUACUACAUUAAACGUAAUAAUUAAUGUCUUUCCUAAUUGUAUUAUAUCUUAAACAUAUAUUACUGAAAAAUGAAACCUUGGAUACUUUUAGUUUAAGGAAUACACAUUUUCAAAUUUGUUACUUUUAUUUUUUGCAUCUUCAUUAUAUAUAGGAGUUUAUCGUAAACAAAAGCUAAAGAACGCCACGUAAAAGUGUAAUAGAUAUUGAAGAAAUUAACGAUAUAUUACAUAUGAAACAAAAAACAAAAAAAAAAAAAUGAAAAUGCAUAUGUUAUUU